AAUGCCCUAUACCAAAUCUCACUAUGUCAGCGCCUGUGGAGAGAAGCGGCCGCGAUGCUCCUUCCAAAGAGCGCUCUGAGGGAUUCAAGGAGAAAACUAGGGACAAGAGAAAGCCUUUAAAACACCAUGAGAGAGGGAGAUCUCCUGUGAAGAGAUCUCGUUAUUCCUCAUCAUCAUCAUCGUCCUCGUCCUCGUCCUCGUCCUCAAGCAGCAGCAGCAGCAGCAGCAGCAGCAGCUCAGAGGACGAUCAUCGCCAUCGCCACAAGCGUAAGAAGAGCAAGACAAAGAAACGUAGAAUCAGUAAAGACAAGAGCCCUGUUCAACUCUCCAAGGACAAGCGUCGCAGUGCAGUGUCUGGGAAGGUCAUUAAAAUGAAGGUCAAGAAAUCCUCCAGAGACAAAGAACGGGAAAAGAAUCGCAAGCAACUACUGGAGUUUCUGAAUGCUUCUACAAACUGACAAUUUAAUUACUGUUGUUGAUUUAUUAUUCUGCAAACAUAAUUUUUGUUGUAAUGUUCAAUAUUGUUCACACGAAUAAAACUACAACACUAAUCGAA
This is a messenger RNA of Halichondria panicea, 556 nucleotides long. RefSeq names its product protein FAM133-like. The record is from RefSeq and is a predicted model, not a curated record. Lineage: Eukaryota; Metazoa; Porifera; Demospongiae; Suberitida; Halichondriidae. The coding region runs from base 24 to 458 and encodes 144 amino acids. The transcript is spliced from 6 exons.